CAUGAAUUAUGAAUUCAUAAAUAUAAAACAAUUUAUUAAUAAAAUUAGCAUAAUCAAUCAAGUGUGAGUGUAAGUCCAUAUGUAAUAAAUAUAUUUGAACUUCAUAUUUGUUAUGAUUCUUAGAAAUUAUCUUUGAAGUAUUCUUUAAAUAUAAAUUUAGAAUAAAAUGAGUAAGAGAAAAGCACCUAGUGAUUCAACAAAUCCAAAUCAUGAUUUUUGUGAGUUCUUAAUUGAAUUGGCGGAUUAUGAGAAAAAUGUUUCUCGUAAUAUCCAUAAGUAUAAUGCUUAUCGAAAAGCAGCUAGUGCCUUAGCUAAAUAUACGACUCGAAUAAAAUCUGGUGAAGAAGCACGAAAAUUGGAUGGAAUUGGUGAUAAAAUCUCAAAAAAGAUUGAUGAGUUCUUAAACACGGGAAAAUUAAAAAAACUAGAUAAUAUUAGAAGUGAUGAAGGUGCAGUUGCUAUAAAAGAUCUAACAAGAGUUAGUGGCAUUGGACCUGCUAAAGCAAAAGAAUUGUAUGAUUUAGGUAUCACAAAUAUUGACAUAUUAGUAAAGAAUCAAGACAAAUUAAACCAUCACCAACGAUUAGGACUAAAAUAUUUAAGUGACUUUGAGCAAAAAAUACCAAGAAAUGAAAUUAUUGAAGUAGAAAAAAUCAUCAAGAAAAUAUUAAGCAAUCUAGAUUCUAAGUAUAAGAUUACUAUUUGUGGUAGCUACAGACGCGGUAAAGCAUUUAGUGGAGAUAUUGACACUUUGAUUUCUCACCCAACAUUUAUGUCCAAAGACUUGAAAAAAAAGAAUAAUAUGUUGCAAGUGGUUGUGGACAUUUUAAAAACAAAUAAUCUUAUUACUGAAACUAUGUCAUUGGGAGAUACUAAGUUCAUGGGUGUAUGUAAAUUGAAUAAUAUUUCAAGACGAUUGGACAUUCGUUUGAAUCCAUAUGAUCAAUUUUAUUGUGCUGUUCUUUAUUUUACCGGGAGUGAUUUGUUCAAUAAACAAAUGAGGGAUCACGCUUUAAAUCAAGGUUUUACUCUUAAUGAAUAUACUUUACGACCCAUUGGUUCAACAGGUAUACCAGGUGAACCUGUAGAGAUAACUAGUGAAGAAGAUAUUUUUGAAUAUUUAGACUAUCCUUAUAAAAAACCCGAAGAACGCAAUAUUUAAUAUAUAAUUUAAUAUUAAAAUAUACACACAAGAAGUUGCGAGUUGAAUAUUGAAGUAAAUUAACAUAUGAGUUUUCUUGUAUAUAAAUUGCAUUAUAUAAUUUUAAAUAGUGGCAGAUUAAAUACCUA
Messenger RNA from Sipha flava (yellow sugarcane aphid), 1290 nucleotides. RefSeq names its product DNA polymerase beta-like. Gene Ontology annotation, biological process: double-strand break repair via nonhomologous end joining. The transcript is spliced from 8 exons. The coding region runs from base 167 to 1162 and encodes 331 amino acids. The record is from RefSeq and is a predicted model, not a curated record. Gene Ontology annotation, molecular function: DNA binding; DNA-directed DNA polymerase activity. Gene Ontology annotation, cellular component: nucleus. NCBI's taxonomy places the organism in Eukaryota, Metazoa, Arthropoda, Insecta, Hemiptera, Aphididae.